CAGUUUCAGAAGCAUUUCCAUCCCAUUCCUGCCGAACACUUAGAAGCGAAAGGUUGAUUUAUUAAACAGUUACUGAGUUAAGAGAAAGAGUUUUGAUUGUGAAGUUUAUUAGAAGCAGUAAGAAAGCUCCUGUCAACUGAAAUCAGAAAGAUGUAUUGCCACAUAUGUGGAAAGGAAAGACGUGGAGAUGCCCAGUUUUGUGCAAGCUGUGGGACCAAGCUUGAUGACAUUGCUGCAGGGGAUUCAGGGUCAGUGAAGGAGAGGCGACCGAGUACAUGCUCAGAGCAAGAACCAACUUUGAGUUUGAAAGAAAGGCUCGAAGUCUUCAGAAUGAAGCAGCGUCCUCUACAAAGUAACACCAAAAGAGGAAGGAAAGAGUCCACUCACACUACUGGCAUUGUAAAGAAAGGGAAAUUUGAGCUUAGCGUCUUAUUUCUGGACGGUGGUCACCACAUCCUUAAAAGACUUUUCCCUUCACCAACUGGACCGACUGGGACUUUGACAAUUUCUGUCAGUGAAAAUUCUAAUUCAAGUGACUGGUUGAAGGCAAUUAGCAGCAAGUUCAUAAACACUUCAUUCACCCUAUGUACACCAUCUGGAUGUGGAUUCCAGGCCAUUGAACAACCAGUUGGGCUGGAAUUUGUGAGGGAUUUAAAGAAGGCUAAACACUACAAGCUUCUUCGUAUCUAUGUUCAAGCCGACACAAAAGGAAAGGCAAACUACUCACACCAUUUCACUUCAACAACACAGCCCCCCAUCAUCACCCUCAACAAACACUGAAUGCGACAGCAACACAAUACAACAGCCACAAACACUCAAAAGAAAACCCACAGCACAAGACACACAUCACACAUUGCAAUGUAUUAGACAACCCACUCACACCAUUUCACUUGAACUUGACAACACAUCAUCAUCGUCAUCACCCACAACAGAUUUCACAGAUUACAACACCAACACCACACAAGCACCAACACUCAAAAAGAAAACUACAGCACAAGACAUACACAACACAUUGCAACACUUUAGACAGCGCUCUCACACCGUUUCACUCGAAAUUGACCACACAUCAUCAUCACCCUCAACAGAUUUCACAGAUUACAACAUCAACACCUCACAAGCACCAACACUCAAAAAGAAAACCACAGCAAAAGACAGACACAACACAUUGCAACACUUUGGACAACCCACUCACACCAUUUCACUUGAACUUGACAACACAUCAUCAUUACCCACAACAGAAUACAACAUUAACACCACACAAGCACCAACACUCAAAAAGAAAACUACAGCACAAGACAGACACAACACAUUGCAACACUUUGGACAACCCACUCACACCAUUUCACUCGAACUUGACAACACAUCAUCAUCACCCACAACAGAAUACAACACUAACACCACACAAGCACCAGCACUCAAAAAUAAAACUACCGCACCUGACAGACACAACACAUUGCAACACUUUGGACAACCCACUCACACCAUUUCACUCGAACUUGACAACACAUCAUCAUCACCCACAACAGAUUUCACAGAUUUCAUCACCAACACCAUACAAGCGCCAACACUCGAAAAGAAAACUACAGCACAAGACAGACACAACACAUUGCAACACUUUGGACAACGCUCUCACACCAUUUCACUUGAACUUGACAACACAUCAUCAUUACCCACAACAGAAUACAACAUUAACACCACACAAGCACCAACACUCAAAAAGAAAACUACAGCACAAGACAGACACAAACAUUGCAACACUUUGGACAACGCUCUCACACCAUUUCACUCGAACUUGACAACACAUCAUCACCCACAACAGAUUUCACAGAUUACAACAUCAACACCU
Molecule: messenger RNA, 1846 nt
Organism: Mya arenaria
Lineage: Eukaryota; Metazoa; Mollusca; Bivalvia; Myida; Myidae
Exons: 7
Coding region: 151-780 (209 amino acids)
Source: RefSeq, a predicted model, not a curated record